Haliotis rubra (blacklip abalone) is the source of this 4777-nucleotide messenger RNA. Its product is annotated as monocarboxylate transporter 12-B-like. Gene Ontology annotation, biological process: monocarboxylic acid transport; transmembrane transport. The record is from RefSeq and is a predicted model, not a curated record. Gene Ontology annotation, molecular function: monocarboxylic acid transmembrane transporter activity. Lineage: Eukaryota; Metazoa; Mollusca; Gastropoda; Lepetellida; Haliotidae. The coding region runs from base 335 to 2464 and encodes 709 amino acids. The transcript is spliced from 3 exons.
GGUGAAGGUCGUGAAACACUUCCAUAUCAGCUGCGACUGUCCUCUUCGUUGUGUAAAUCUGAUAGUUGAUUGUUCGCAGGAAAUAAAAUGUUCGAAGAACCACCCCCCGUUGCAAACUUCUGAUUAAUGUUAUCUAGAAAUACUGCAAGGAUAUGAGGGUUUUCCUGGAUUGGUGUAUCUGUAUGGCAAGUCACUGUGGAAAGAAACCUUCCAGGAGCACCAAGACCUCAACACUUAAAAGCAUUUUGCACCUCAGCAGGCCAAUGACUAAACUAUGCCUCUCCACCCUCUUCUCAAUCUAUGCUGCCGAGUUCUUCAGUAGUAAUUCUUUAAUAUGGCAGAGACUAAGAACUUAUCUGUGCCUCGGUCCCGCCACCAGUCUGCUGACAGCAGCACGAGCUGUAACACGGAGCACUCUGACAGCUCCUCCUCGUCUGACAGCUCCGUGGUAAGUCUCCCACAUGCUCCAGAUGGUGGUUGGGGCUGGGUGGUUGUUCUGGGGGCUUUCGUAGUCUCCGCUGUUUGUGAUGGAUGUGCAUUUUCCUUUGGAGUCUUGUACACAGAACUUUUAGACCAUUUUGGUGAGAGCAAAAGUAAAACGUCAUGGGUUGGCUCUCUGUUUGUGGGUGUACCACUGGUUUGUGGACCUCUAGCCAGUGCUCUGGUGACCAAAUUUGGAUGUCGGAAAAUGACAAUAGUUGCGGGAUUUGUCUCCUCUGCCGGAUUCAUUCUCAGUUCUUUCGGAAACUCGAUAGAGAUGCUGUGCGUAACAUUCGGAUUGGUUGCAGGAGGAGGAAUGUCGUUGUGCUAUGUCACUUCGGUAGUCAUAGUGGCUUUUUACUUUGAACAAAAGAGAGCUCUUGCAACAGGACUUGCAGUGUGUGGGUCAGGAAUAGGAACGUUUAUAUUUGCACCGUUGACGGAAUUUCUGAUUGAUAAAUAUGGGUGGAGAGGCACUGUGCUUAUUCUGGGAGGUGUGCUCUUGAAUAUAGUUGUUUGUGGAGCUUUGUUUCGACCACUUAAGUUUACAAGAGCAGAAAGGAGAAGGAGGGCACUGGAACAGUUCGACAAAUUAUCCCGAACCAUUUCGCGCCAAAGCCUGCCCUCACGAGGACGUAGCCGCUAUAGCAGUGAAGUAAGUCACUCAGACAGCUCUGAUGAAGACAACAAAGACAACCAAUUCGAACUUGAACAAAUUAGUCAUUCUCAAGUGCAGCUCCCUACAUAUGUCAAUUCAGACCAAAAGACCGAAAUUCCACAAGAGGUUCUUGCCAAAUUUCGUAAAAAUGGUUCAAACAUCGAAGUAACCCUUCAAAGAUUCUUCCAUAGUCUGAAUUUCACAGUAACUGAUGCGCAGGUAAAGACUGCAGAAUUAUUGACUGUUACCAGUGAUGAUCAGAUUGUGUUUAUGACACAAGAACCUCAGGGAAAUAAACUCACCAAUGGUGUGUCUAAUACAAGCAAUGAUACUCCUCAAAAUCGCCACAAACAGCAUCCUCAUCGUGGACAUGGAGUGUGGCAACGUAAGACACCAGUGAAACCCAGCAAGAUGGUACAGUACCUUCCCCUGUAUAGGAAGGACAUUUUCUAUCGGGGAAACCUCCUUAAAUUGUCAGGCACACACUACAGAUCAAGCAGUUGCCCAGAGUUGUACAUAAGUUCAUUUGAGGAUGAUGAAGAUGAUGAUGAGGAUGAUAUAUUUGACAUAUGUCCUCUUUGCAAAAUUCUCCGCUUAUCAAAACAAGUGAAGAGGGUGAUGAAAACAAUGUUUGAUGUGAAGAUUCUCGGAAAUCCUUUGUUCUUAGUAUUUGCAAUCUCCAACUUUAUUCUCUACUUCUGGUAUGAUGUACCAUAUGUUUUCAUGGCUGAUAGGGCAACAGAGCUGGGUGUUUCAGAGGAGAGGGCUUCACUGAUAAUCUCCGUGAUUGGCAUAGUAAACACAUUUGGCCAGGUACUGUAUGGCUACCUGGGUGACAAGGACAUCAGCCUCAACUUGCUGUAUGCUGUGUCCUGCAUCCUGUCCGGGGUGAGUGUGUUGAUGGUGCCACUGUUGCACUCCUACUGGUACAUGUGCACCCUAGCAGGCAGCUUUGGCUUCUUCAUCGGCUCUAACUAUGCCCUGACCACUGUCAUGCUGGUGGAGUUCCUGGGGAUAGACAAACUGACCAACGCCUGUGGACUGCUGAUGAUGAUUCAGGGAAUUGCCAAUCUAAUUGGGCCCCCUGUUGCUGGUUGGAUGUAUGAUGAAACGAAGAGCUAUGAUGCCACAUUCUAUGCUGCUGGUGCCUUCAUAAUCAUAGCCGGUGCAAUGUUGCUCGUUAUCAAGUGUCUGAAGCGGUUGAGAAAGUGGAAACGGAUGCGUCACUAUAACCGGGAUAUAGUCGUGAAGGCAACCUCGAGUGGAAGGCGGGUACAGAUACAGGAGCCCAGCUGUGUUGUGGUGGAGAUCGAGUCUGUAGUGUAAGCGUUGUGGGAUAUCUGUAGUUCACCCAGUAGCUUAAUACACCUUUGUGUUGGGUACUAGUGCCAGACAAGUGCACCUGUCAGGUGCUACAUAUGUGGAGUGGGUUCUCAGCAAUAUGUACUGAUAACUUUCUCAGGGACAUAUGGUUGUGUACUGACAGAGGAUAAGACUAGGUGUGGCAUGUGUGUCUAUGGUGAAGCCAUGUUGGCAUGUGAGUUGCGCGCCACAUGGUCUAAUGUGAGGUCAUGUUGGCAUGAGAGCUGUGUGCCAGAUGGUCUAUGGUGAAGCCAUGUUGGCAUGUGAGUGUGUGCCAGAUAGUCUAAGGUGAGCCCAUGUUGGCAUGAGAGCUGUGUGCCAGAUGGUCUGUGGUGAAGCCAUGUUGGCAUGUGAGUGUGUGCCAGAUAGUCUAAGGUGAGCCCAUGUUGGCAUGAGAUCUGUGUGCCAGAUUGUCUAAGGUGAGCCCAUGUUGGCAUGUAAGUUGUGUGCCAGAUGAGAGUUGCAUGCCACAUGGUCUAAGGUGAGGUCAUGUUGGCAUGAGAGCUGUGUGCCAGAUGGUCUUAGGUGAGCCCUUGUUGGCAUGUAAGUUGUCUGCCAGAUGAGAGUUGCAUGCCUACAUGGUCUAAGGUGAGGUCAUGAUGAUAGAUGAGUUGCAUAACACAUGGUCUGAGUCUGUGGUUGAGUCGAGUGACAGGUUGCAUACGAAUGGGUAAAUAUAUAAACAAGGUGUAUAUUUUACAUAUUAAUCCAAAUAUAGAAUUGAGGUCAGUGAUUUCUUCCUUUUUUUUAUAUUACUCAUCACCUCUCUCAAUUUCAAUGAUGUUAAUCUCAUAUUGUGUACCCUAACAGCUAGCUGGUGUUUAGUCACAGUGUGCACAGAUUGGUAGCUCACCUGCACCGAAGAUUUGGCUUCAUUUGCUAUCUAUACCCUCAGAAAAAAGUGGGAAUGCUUCUCCUUUGGGUAGUUCAUAGUUGAUCUCAUCAUUCUUGUUUUGGUUUUGUCUGCAUACCAUUAAUUUUGUCUUUAAUUAACCAGAAUAUAUACUUGGAAGACAAGAUGACAUGUCACUAUUUUUUAUAUUUGAUUUUCUUGUUACAAGAAAUCUUGUUUGGUGCUUAAAUGCGUUAUUGUUACAAAUAUGCUGAUGUCUUUGUUUGUGAUAAUUGUUUUCAUUUUUGUGUUGCAAAUAUGAUUUCAAUUUAGUUGAAGUCCUUGUUAUUUUACCCCUUUAAGCAUCAGUGUGAUGACAGCGAACUUAUAUUUCUUGUCAGUUGUGCUUUUUUAGGUAUAUUUAGUGAAACUGAUGUAUGUUUUAUUUUGAAGCCAUGAGAGCAUAUUCUUGCAAUUCCUCUCUUUGUGUCAGGAAUGUGUCUCAGGCAUCUUUGGCUUCAAGGUAAUAGGCUACCUGUUGCAAGUUAAAACCUCGAAAUACCUGUCCAAUUUGCCAUCUUUAUUUCAACUCAAAUAUUGUUGAAAAGUCAGUAGUGCUUUGUUGACACAUGCAGGAUCACUUAUUUCAGUGAUAAUACAGCCAUGAUCAUUGAACUUUGUGAAAUCAAUCAAUGGUUUCUCCUAUUUUCUGAUUCAAAAGAGCCUACAAAUCAAAUGUACUCUUUAUGAAUCAAACCAUUUGUGACUCUUGCAACAUUGUCUGUUUAUAUACUCACAAAAGGUAAAGUUUUCUUUUGUUCAUGCAUAUUUACUUAUUAUUGGUUGUAUGGACAGAAUCUUGAUCCUCCUCUUCAGAACUGGAAGUGAAAAAUCCAAAUUGAACCCCUUUUAUUCUUGGAAACAAAUUGUACAUUAUUUAUAGGUAUCAAAUAUGAAAUUGUGUGGAUACGAGCGACUUACUGUGAAGAGUUUUGUCCUUUAGGUUUGCCAGGAAGCUUUGCUCAUGGGUUUGAAUCUUUCUCCUGAUUAUCGUUCUUGUUAUAUCAGUUUGUUUAACGUACAGCUCAGAUGAGUGUGACAUGCAACUCAUGUCAAUAACAUUAGGUUUCUUGUUUGUCGUUCGCACAGCUAUCCAAAUCCUGUUCUUGAGUUGGAUAAGAGACAAUUCCAGUGAUGCGAUAUCUAUAUUAGUAUCCCUCUUUGAAUAUUAAUAAUCAUAAUUAUCUGCUGGUGUUUUGUUUUUUGUGUUCUGGAUCAAGCUCAAAUUUGAUCUGUGUUUUUUUACUUUGAACAUGUACUACUACUAGGGGUUUUAUAUAUCCAACAUAAUCCUCUCCAUGAUAACUGUAUUAUCUUUCGUAUUACCCUGGGUUUUACCUCCUUUGUUUGUAUGUUGUGCAUGCUAAUAUCACUGGUAGAAGAUU